AUGUCAUCGAAUUAUAAAUUAGUAGACAACGACGAGAUGUAUAUUGUAACGUUGCAUCGUAUCUUCAAAAUUAAGGUUAUUCAAUUAAUAAAUGAUCUAAAUAAUCGAUUAGACAAGUAUAUCAAAACACGAGUCAAAGAUAUCUGUGUUAUUGUCAAUUCAACAUUUAAUACGAAUUACACAGAGACAACAAUUAAUGAGAUUAUCUUUCGUUUAGAUAAUGAAGAAAUGAAAGAUUUAUUUCAUACUUAUAAUGUCGAUAGUUUAGUGGCCAAAUACAUUUCCAGUGCCGUAACUGAUACGGAAGCAACAUUAAUAUGCUUAAAACCAUUUAUAAAUACAUGCAUUAAAUGUCAAAAGCAGUUACAAACUAAAUUUAAUCGAAGCAUCGACAUAUAUGAUAUUGACAAAGUUAUCAAAGGGGGUGUUUAUACUUGCUGUUGUGUUGAAUGUAACUAUGCUGUAAACGAAAUAUAUACUGAAAUUAAUCGCGAAUACUUCUCUAACAUUUGGUACAUUUAUCAAUUAUGUUUAUUCACAUUCUUUAUAUACGAUACGAAUGAAUUUGAAAUACCUAUUUUACUGAAUGAUGCAUUACUUUAUCAUUUUUUUGACGUUAACUUUGAUACUUGGUACAAACGUUUCGUUGAACAUUGGUCUACACAUCAUUUAACACAUCCAUGCCGUACAAAGGAUGGGGAAGUUAAUGGAUGUAUGUUGGCAUUCAUUAUUGAUGGUAUGCAAAAGGUUGCACGACCAAUAUGCAAAAAUAAAAAUAAAUUCAUAAGAACUGAAGAAUUUCCAGAUUUUCUCUAUGUUGGUUGUGGUAAUACACCUCAAUGGAAAACAGGUCUGUGUAAAACAUGCCAGGAACAUCAAAUAUUCUCGGAUAACGAAACAAAUUUAACAACGAAUGAUGAUAAUGGAAUUUACGAUGAUCCAGUAACAGGAUGUAAUGUUUCAAGAGAAGAUCGUUUUCUUGAUGUGCAACAGAAAAUGUCACAAGGCAUAAUUUAUACGUUAUCUCCUUGUGGUAUAAUCAUUGGCUUUGAUGAACUGUAUCGUUCUGAAUCAUGUUACAUUACCCUUUGGCAUUUAUUGAAAAUAAUUGGAUUAAUCGAUUUUCAAUAUCAAAAACAUUUGCCAAACGUCAUCAUUUAUGAUAAUGCAUGCAGUUUAUUUAUGUAUUUCUGGAAUCGAUAUGGAAAGAACGAUAUUAAUCGACGAAUUUUAAAAACCUCAUCAUCUGAAUUUGUUGCGAAAUGUUCUUUCUUCAUCGAUCGUUUUCACCAGCCUAACCAUAAACGUCCCAUGUGUCAAAAAGAACGCAACAUAAACUUCAAGUAUAAUGAUGAAACAACAAAAAAAAUUAACACAGAAGCUGCCGAACAGCGAAAUAGUGUGUUAAAACAAUACCAAAAUGCCUUAUCAUCAUACUCAGGAAAAAAGAUUCGGGUUGCGUACUUGAUCUUGUUUCAUUUAAUGAAUUGUGAACGGAACACAUGCGAAAAUCAAUUUGAAUAUAAUCGAACAUAUGCUACUCAAAUACCACCAGGUAAAUAUAUGAUUAUAUUUUCCGAGAAGAAUGUCCAAUAA
Molecule: messenger RNA, 1596 nt
Organism: Rotaria socialis
Lineage: Eukaryota; Metazoa; Rotifera; Eurotatoria; Philodinida; Philodinidae
Source: the annotation of a GenBank genome assembly